Zychaea mexicana is the source of this 1899-nucleotide messenger RNA. RefSeq lists its product as uncharacterized. The record is from RefSeq and is a predicted model, not a curated record. Lineage: Eukaryota; Fungi; Mucoromycota; Mucoromycetes; Mucorales; Lichtheimiaceae. Bases 109 to 1506 code for a protein of 465 amino acids. The transcript is spliced from 10 exons. Gene Ontology annotation, cellular component: mitochondrion; cytoplasm. Gene Ontology annotation, biological process: nucleobase-containing compound metabolic process. Gene Ontology annotation, molecular function: AMP kinase activity; ATP binding.
CCCCGACGACAGAUGCUUGAUUGUCGACCCCGCAUUCUAAGCCCUGCAGCACCUAUCUUUUUCUUCCCGUUCUAACCCUCGUGCGUUAUACAUGUCCCUUGGCUCAUCAUGACUACAGUUGCUAGACCAUUUUGCAUCGCCUUGCGCUAUUCUACCCUUUUACGUUCAAGACUGACAAUACCUACACCUUCACAGACGGUGUCUCGCCUUGCACGAACGUAUACCGUUCCGUCAACUCCGCGGUACUUGCCACCUCAACAAUCGAACGCUACUGCAGCAAGCGCUGCGUCUAGAGUGAGCAGUGGGCCUGCCGACGAGUCUCAGGAGACAAGAGCAAGCGAAAUUAAGGAUGCGAAACUGAUAUUCAACCAAGCAUGGAAAAAUAUUGAAGACCACUAUGGCCGAGAAAACAUUCAUUUACCUCGAGAGUUUAUUUUCUUGAUGGGUGCGCCUGGAUCGGGUAAAGGCACCCACACACCAUCUAUACUACGUGCUCGUGGCAUCACCAAUCCGCCGAUUUCAGUAUCGCAGUUGCUACAGACGCCCGAGUGCAAAGAGUUAAUCAACCAGGGUCAGAUGAUCUCGGAUCGGUAUGUGAUCGAGCUGAUACUGCAUGCCAUGUUAGAUUGCGAUCCAUCCGUUGGCGUCUUGGUGGAUGGGUUUCCUCGGACAGAUAUCCAGGUCGAGGCGUUAAAGAUGCUGCAUGAAAAGAUGGCCGAGCUGAGAAGAGAGUUUUACAAUACAGAUCGUCGCGAUCAAUUUCCACGCCCAGUGUUCCGUAUUUGUGUGUUAUAUGUGGAUGAGGAUAUCUCGGUGCAGCGACAGUUGGCACGUGGAAAGAUGAUCCGCGAUCAUAAUUUAGAAGUGAAAAAGACAGGUCAAGGCGUGGUGUGGGAAGAACGUGUGACGGACAACGAUGAAAUGGUGAUCCGCAAUCGAUACUCGAUUUUCAAAGCCCACUAUGGCUCGUUGCUAAAGUUAUCUAAAAUGUUCCCCUUUCAUUUAAUCAAUGCCACAGGCCGUAUUAAAGAGGUGAUGGAGAUCAUUCUUCACGAGUUCGAGUACCAGUCCUCACUUGAACUGGAAUCGGAUACCUAUGAUGCCAUCUCGCAUAUCCCACUUGCCACUGCCAUUGGUGUGCAUGCUCGUCAAGAAUUGAUCAGCCGUUUAGAGCAUUACCAAGAAAUUGAACCGGUUAGGUUGCAGAGCGCUAUCCAGUUUAUUGAUGACCAUAUCAUUCCACAAGUCAACCGACACUCAAUCAGUGGCCAUGCCAUGAUCCGCACAGAGGACUCGUUGCUAAGUGACGGCCACUUUGUCGAUAUUGUGAUGGAUGUAUUAUCCGAACGAGGCUAUCAUGUGUCAUUCGACAGCCGGACGCACCAUGAGCCCGUCCGCGUCGAUCUAACAACGGGCAAAAUUGAGUUAGAAACCCAUCACACGUAUAUGUUGAGCAUCCAUUUCCCCAAGCAUUAUAUUAGAGCCUUAGAGCAAAAAUUCCAUUAGCUUUGCUAUGUUCGCCCGGCACCGCUCCCCCCUUUUCGUUUCAAUAUUGUAUAACAUAUAUAAUGCUUCCUUUUGAAGCGAUAGAGAAAAGAAGCACGCGUGUAUGGAUGUGUGUGUGCGCGGCGUGAUGAUGGCGACGAAUAAAUGAUACCAAACAGUCCAACAAGGAAGUCAUAUGGAAUACUCGUGGUAUGUAUACUACAGAUUAGGAUACACCAACACGACAUGUAUGAUACACAUUUUAUUUAUAUAUGAAAAGACCUUGAUGUAUAUGCUGUGAUCCCCUCUUUCUCUCUGCCUUAACGUUGCACAUUGAUAGGAACGGAUGAACGACUGGUUGUAAAAUAUUAGACUUUAAUAAAUUGAUCCGCACCAACGUAACUCAAAUGUUUG